CAGUGUUGGCUGUCACAGUGGUCGCUGGAGCAGUGUUGGCUGUCACAGUGGUCGCUGGAGCAGAGUUGGCUGAGGAAUGCGGCUGGGCGAGAGUCAGAGCUGACGAAUGUAAACAGUGACGAGCCACAGCCUCGGUGUCUGCCUUCUGUGGUCCAGAAGACACCUAAAUGAAGAGGAAACAGGAGAGAUGUGUUGGUGAGGAGACAGUGAAAAGAAUUGCAUCACCAAUAUCCCUUGUUCCUGACCGGUACCUGGUUCAGGCACAGCAGUUGGCAACAGUUCAGCUCUUGACACCAGCAUCAGCAGCAAGAUCUCUGAUAGGUGCAUCCUCUGGUGUGUCAGCAGUUGGGGCACUAACAGUUCCCACUGCAGUUGCAGUGGCUGUGCAGGCAGAACAUGGAUCUGUAGGAAGUGACCAGUGCCUGCUUGGAGGAACCAUUACUUACACUCAACCUACAUCACACACUUCUGCAUGUAAUAUUGUACUGGCUUCACCUCCACCUUUUGUCCAAACAUCUGUUUCCAUCACAGAUCACACUGCAGUUCCCAGCAGUAAUUCCAGACCUAAUUCAAUAGGUGUUUCCAAUAUCAUUCCAGUUGGAAGUUCACUUAUCUCAGGUGACAGCAAUAUCAUCUACACAAACAGUUCUACUGAUAAUACUCUUCAUUCCUACAGGAGCAAUAUCUUGAGUAACAGGAGUACUUGUCCUGCCUUCUCAUCUACUACUUCAGAUAACACUAAUUCUUCUUUCUCAUCUACUACCUCAGAUAACACAAAUUCUUCUUUCAGCACAUCUUGCAAUUCAAAUAAUCCUGCUCACACUCCUACUGUGUCUGUACCAUUACCCACAGUACCCAACCCUUAUGCAGUAAAGAGAGAUCAAGAGUCGCUCACAGAGAGACAUAAGCGACUGUCAGAAAGAUUUGAUGCACUGAUUCGUGGACAAAUUCUUGAGCUUGUUAGAGCCAGAGGCCUCAAGAAGACAGUUUGCCCCUCUGAGGUUGCACGCGCUCUCUCACCGAAGGCUUGGCGAGAUUUAAUGCCAGCAGUUCGCAAGAUUGGAACUCAGCUGGUGAAAGAAGGACUGAUUCUUGUGACACAGAGAGGGACUAUUGUUGAUCUUUCAACUGCUCAAGGUCCAGUUAGGUUUGGGCUUGCUGAAUAAGAUGGCCAACUCGGCAGUCAUGAUUGGUAGCCGGAUAGAAUGUGAGGGAGCUCGAGGAACAGUAAAAUGGAUUGGUGAAAUUCCUACCACACAAGGACAGUGGUAUGGUAUAGACUGGGAUGAUGCUGCCCGGGGCAGGCAUAAUGGAUCUCAUAAUGGGGUCAAAUACUUUGAGACAAGGUUUCCUACUUCUGGGUCUUUUGUACGUCCUACAAAAGUGAGCACUGGGAUAUCUUUGGAGGCAGCAGUACGGGGAAGAUAUCAAGGCGACACUGCUGUUGAAUUGCAGGUAACUGAGCAGCUGCAGAGAACAAUCAAAGCAAGAUUUGUUGAGGUUGUGGGGAUGGAUCAAGUUGCAGAGAAACAGGGAAGAUUAGAAGAGUUGGAUACAGUCAUACUGACCGGGUCGAUGGUAUGGGGAACUGAUGAGUGUGACCUACAAAUCAUUUUGCCCAAACUUCAGCAUUUGGAUAUUUCUAACUCUCUCCUCUCGUCCUGGAGCAGUGUUGGGUGCAUCACACGCCAACUGCCUUGCCUUCGCCUCUUGAAUAUAAGUGGGAAUUUACUAGAUGUUCCCAAGUGCCCAAAUGAUCUCCAGGAAAGUGUUGGUCACAUUACCCAUCUGGUUCUCAACAAUAUGAUGGUGUACACCUGGCAAGAUUUUCUCACUUGCUCCUCAAUGUUCCCAAAGCUCAGCAGGUUACAGGUAGCUUUCAAUAACUUGAAAGCACUGGGACAAAUUCCUGCUGGCCUUUUUGAUACAUUAGAAGAACUAGACAUUGGAGUCAAUCCUAUUGCCUCCUGGGAAGAGGUCAAUCAUUUGGGUACAAUUCCAAGGCUUCGAAGCUUGAAUGCUAACGGCUGUCAACUGAGAAUGAUUAAGUUCCCCUCCACAUCCACAACAGGAAAGACCACCCUCUUCCCAUCCCUCAAGCACUUGAUGAUUGUUAACAACCCAUUAGAAACAUGGGAAGCUACAGGAGAACUUAAUAAGUUGGCCAGCUUGGAGGAGUUAGUCAUUAGCUAUGAUGGAAAUGCUUAUCCUUAUUUCCAUGAGUUUACUUUUGCUCGGAUUGCAAAUCUCAAGGUGCUAAAUCGAACUAGACUAACUCCAAAGGAGAAGAGAGACUGUGAGCUGUUCUACCUAAAGUCCUUUGGCAACGAGUACUACAGUAGUGGGGGGAAUGAAGAUGGUGCCACUGAUGCCCUCAGUGAAGACUUCACCCAUAAACAUCCUGGAUAUGCACAGCUUGUUAAAGAUCUUGGUCCGCCUAUGGAUGAAACCAGCUACAAUACCCAGAAGCGUCAAAAGCUAAAAAAUCUCAAGAUUGAGUUGAAGAUAAUUACACCUGAUCAUCCUGAGAGGGAAGAGUAUGUGAAGACAUUUUUGCCUUCAAUCAAAGUGGCCAAAGUAAAAAUGAUGCUUAAGAGGCAACUCAAAAUCAAUCCAGCACUCCCAAUGAGGCUGAGUUACUCCUGUUGUAAGGGAGGUAAGGUUUUUGAAGUUGUGAUGGACAAUGACAUGCAAGAAAUGGCAUACUACUCCAUUCAGGCAGGAGACACACUGCUUGUAAGGUGGUAGUAGCUGCUCGGCCUCAACUAAUUUCAGGUCGGGACGACGCUGCAUGUGCAGUGCAACCCCUUUGCUCUUCCCCCUUACCUUACCUUGAGGUUACCUUGAGGUGCUUCCGGGGCUUAGCGUCCCCGCGGCCCUGUCGUCGACCAGGCCUCCUGGUUGCCGGACUGAUCAACCCCUUAACAUUCCAUCAUUCCAUAUGGGCAGGGUAAACACUGCAUGGGUGGUGAUAGUCCCUGCUCUCUGCCUUAACUAAAGCACUGCACAAAUGUGUACCGAAGCACAGUCCAGGUGUUGUACACUUGGCAAUAUCCAGGAUAACACAUGUUAAUUAUUGGGUAAUAACAAAAUAUUUUGAAAUUAAUUUGAAAUGCAUGUCUGUAUUACAUAACACUAAGGGUGUGAGACAAUAGAAUGAUCAGCUAGUGUUGGUAAGGUCCCUAUUUUGGUCCCCCCCCCUCCCUUUUUAAUUUUUUGUUGUUACCUAAAAGAGAGAGAGAUCUUAAAAUAUAUAUUCUUUGUUUUCAGGACAUCAUAUUCUUAAUUCAUGUACAUUUAUAUUAUACUACAGUAAUAAUUUUUUUUUUUUUUAACUAAUACAGUACUGUAUUGGGUGAAUAAACAAGGAGCCCAUGACAUAGUUACAUAUGGAAGAAGUACCAUACUCAUUAUUAUACAAAUUUCACAGGGAACAAAAUGUUUAGUGUUUCUAUUAAAUAGAAGUCAAGUAGAUAAUGCUGCUACAUGUACCCUUAGCCAAAUUAUUAAAAGUUAGUCAUGCAGCAUGAGAGAGAGAGACAUUGCAACAGCAGCAGCACUGUACAAGUGGCUUACUUGCCGAGUACUAUCCCAAGACUCAACAUGAGGGAGGACGGGGUAGUGUUGUAGUAAGGUGUAAGUGCAGUGUGCCUCUGUAAUGUGAACGAGCAAGAUUUCUGGAAGGUCAGGGGUUGCAUGAAUCAUGUUUACACAUUAUGACUUACUAUGUAUUGGAUAAAUAAAAUAGUGUGAGACAAAUGUAUAUCCCUGAAUAAUGUAAUAAAUAACUGAAGUAAACAUUUUACUUUAUACAGUACAGUAAUAAAAUUGAUUGAGAAACAAAUAAUUACCUGAGUGACUAAAUUGCUUAUGUAUUACAAAGGUGUGUGAAACAGUCUAAGAAUGAAGGUCAUAGAGCGGAUAACGGGCAUAAAAAUACUGGUGUAUAGCACUCGGUAGUUACACUAAAGGAAUGUUUUCAGGAAACGUACAUAUCACAGCAGAGAGGUCCUAGGUUCAGUUUCUGUGGCAGGACAAAAACACUUGGGCAGUGUUUUUUCACCUAGCAACAAGUAGGAACUGUAUUAGGAAUUAGACAAACUGUUGUGGGUUGCAUCCUGGGAAAGGUAAAUGUGUGUCCUAGGGGUGGGGGGGGGGGCCUUGAUAAGCCUAACGGGUUUCCCAUCCUCAGUGAUGGGGAAACUAGACCUUUAAUGAAGUAUCUAAAAUAUUUUAGUGGUGUGUGUUGACAAAUAAUGCUUAAAGCUUUAAAUAAUAAUAUUGUAUUCACAUAUAGGAUUGCUAUUUCCUCUGGACUUGUUCAUUUAACAACUAUCAUAUUGUUCGAUGAGGAGACGACGACGUUUCGGGCCAUCCUGGACCUUUAUAAGUCGGUUUAAUCUUUAUAUCUUCAGCCACAUUAUUGUGACUCAUUGUCUGCAUCAUAUUGUUUGUUAAGGCUCAUUAAUCCCAGCAGUGCAGCAGCAUCCCCAUUACCAAAAUGUUUUGUUACCUGCUCCCACACUGACAGGUGUUCACAAUUGUGAUAAUCAUAGGGUAAAGAUUUAGGAAAAUAAAGACUCAAACUAU
Messenger RNA from Procambarus clarkii (red swamp crayfish), 4590 nucleotides. Lineage: Eukaryota; Metazoa; Arthropoda; Malacostraca; Decapoda; Cambaridae. The record is from RefSeq and is a predicted model, not a curated record.